CUUUGCUCGAUCUGCUGGUUUGGUGGACAUCCACACAAGAGUAUCUUCCCAACUAGCAAAGGAAGCGGAGAAUUUUGACAAGGAUGUCCUGCAUCGCUAGCACAAGUCGCCAGCAGCUCGUUGGCCUUGCUUCUCGGAGCGCCAAACGCGGCGUUGCCGGCUGGUCACGAGACUUUUCCUCCGCCGCCGUUGCAGCGCCCGCUUCCACUUCUCACUCUUCAUUGGGCUCGUCCUGUCUUCGAUGCAGCCCAACACAGGCUUCUACUCCCCAUACCUGGGGCUCCAGAAGGUCUUUGCACUCACUGCCCCCGCUGCCUCAGGCUAUCGCAGAUGAACAGACCGGUUGCAAGCCAUUUUUGGGCCCAGUGGCUCUUCAGCUGAUUGGCAACGUGUGGCAUGGCGGUCUGCUCCAACGGUUAAACGAUGAAGUCAGAGGUACAUCUUUUGAGACCUCAUCAGUCGUCGACACUGUGAUUGCCACGUCGCAGGACCGCUCAUUGAUCCUGGCCUUCAACUUUGCAUCACAAGCCCUCAAUAACGCCUUUUUUCUCAGCAACCUUCGUCCGGCAAAUCCAUCAAAACCAUCUCCACUUCCACCCAAGUCACUCCUUUCGCGCAUUGAGCAAGACUUCGACUCUCUCCCUGCAUUCAAGUCUGCUUUCAGCGCUGCGGCAAUGGGAAUGGUCUCCUCUGGCUGGGUUUGGCUCGUCCGUGACCAGACUGGACGCCUCGGAAUCGUCCCAACGUUUGGCGCUGGCACUGUCCUCGUUCAAGAUCGUCUGCAAAUGGGCAGUGCAGACUUUCAGGCUAGUAUCGAGGAGAGUGUGCGCAGGGCAAACAGCAAGAAUGAAGCAUCUGCAGAGUCUGCAUCGCAGUCGAUUCAGCAUCCUCAGCCCUCGUCUCCCUCUACUCCACAGUCCUCGUUCGUGCCGAUCACUGGUGCUUCCAGCAUCAGUCUCAAACUGAACAAGACAGACUUGCGCACUGAUGGAGCGCGUGAGAAGUCCAAGAUUGGAGAGCAACUGACGCCUUUGUUGUGCGUCAGCGUUCACGAACACUCCUGGUUACCAGACUAUGGCAUAUGGGGUAAGGAGCCCUACUUGAUGAACUUCUGGGAGUGCGUGGACUGGGAGAAGGUCGGCAAGGCUUAUGAUGUGUAUGCAGGUAACAAGUAGAGUGAAUGGUCAUAUAUUUCAGGAGGCUUUCGUUCGCAUACAUAGCAUACAAGUGUGAGCGAGCGGAGCAAGGUGAAACAGCAAAAUUAUGGCAUAACAUUAUAACUCUUGC
Messenger RNA from Tilletiaria anomala UBC 951, 1287 nucleotides. Its product is annotated as manganese and iron superoxide dismutase. Gene Ontology annotation, molecular function: metal ion binding; superoxide dismutase activity. Gene Ontology annotation, biological process: superoxide metabolic process. The record is from RefSeq and is a predicted model, not a curated record. Bases 84 to 1175 code for a protein of 363 amino acids. NCBI's taxonomy places the organism in Eukaryota, Fungi, Basidiomycota, Exobasidiomycetes, Georgefischeriales, Tilletiariaceae. The transcript has 3 exons.